GGGAGAGAGUGUCGAACCGUCAACGGAAGCAGGCAGAGAGUGGACAUUUGUAAAAUUAACUUUGAGCUAAAAGAAAAAUUUAUCUCUCCUCAUCCUGUACCUCUGCUCUGCCCCAAAUUAUCACAAUUGAGUGAUUCCGUGUGAAAAAUCGCGCCUAGAGACACGCGAGACGUGGUGAAAAGUCGCAGGUGUGGAGUGUUUUAGUCGUUUUAGUGGACUGAAGUGAGUGCUGGUGAAAACGGAUUUUUUCUUGUUGGGAAAAAAAGAAAAACCUUAGAGACUUUUUUUUGCUGAAACACUGGUGGUUAUUUUUCAGUCAUAUUUCAGUGAUAUUGUGGUUAUUUGGUAUUCUGAGGGGAUUUGUGACGGAAUUUUUCUGUAGGAAGUAGUUUUUUUUUCACUGGGAGGGUGAAAAUCGACAAAUGGUGGCGAAAAAGAAUCCCUCGAUGGUGAAAAGACGGUGAACUGUCUGUGGAUGUGUUGUGCUGGGAAAGAGUUUCGCCAUUUCGCUCCUCCGCAACUCGACCCUCGUCCUCUUCCGGCAUCACAGGAAAGAUUGUAAUAUGUCAGUGAGAAGCUACUCUGCGACCAUUUGUUGGAUUCGUAGCAAUUGUCCGGCCACCGCCGAGGGUCUCACUGGACUGGGCAGUGUGGCGAAGAUCGUGAUCACGGCCAGGAUCUACUAAUGCAGUGGCGGAAGUUCACACGACUGAAAGCUGCUACUGGACAUUCGCGUACGCGAAGAAUGCUUUGUUGUGGACGGAGAAAGGAAAAUGGAAGAUCUGUGCCUGACCUCACUGCCAGUCCAGGCCGAGCACCGCCUGGACCAAUGCCAAGCAACCAGGGGCCCAUUAUGUCGCAACAACGACAGGGCAUCAAGGAGCCCGUCCUCCUUCAGGGUGACUUCCGGAAAGUCUCUGGCAUCAGUUCAGAGAUUUUCCGGCAAAUCGAGGCCGUGGAGAAUGACCAUGACCCGAGCACAGCGGCUGCACUCGAGGCGGUCGAGAGAAGGGGCGAAAUGAUUGUGCGAAUUCUGGAACCACGAUGCAUCGGUGGUCGGCAAGCAGUUGAGGCAGCACAGAAACUAAUGACAAAGGGCGAUGCUCGGCAUACAGUCCAGCUGGUUGAGAUAGUAAAACGUCCCGGUCAGACCCUCGGCCUCUACAUUCGCGAAGGGAAUGGAGCUGAUCGAUCCGAUGGUGUCUUCAUAUCACGCAUCGCCCUGGAAUCAGCGGUUUACAACAGUGGUUGCCUCAGAGUUGGCGAUGAAAUCCUCGCAGUCAAUUUGGUGGACGUGACUCGAAUGUCUCUGGAUGACGUGGUCAUAAUUAUGUCGAUCCCGAGACGAUUGGUACUGGCCAUCAGGCAGCGACGUGGUGGACGUGGAGCCAAUUCUCCAGGACCGCCAUCUCUUACGCGACCCGAACAGAAACCCCCGCCAGUUGUGGUGAUCAAGAGGGACCUUCGUGAAGAGGAUCUGGAUAUGAUGGAACAGGAUCGACCAUCUCGAUCGAGAUCAUCGCGCGAGAGACGCACAGGCGAUGGCAGGGAGAUGACAGAGUCUCGAUCGAGACUGGGCCUAGGCCUAAACAACUACAGUCCCCAGAGUGAACAACUGGACCUGUACUACAAUAGCCGACCGAGUGCACAAAGUGAACCACCUAGUUGGGGAUAUAAACCCCCACCACCUCCCUCCGUCAUCACUGAACAACCCAAAGGCGCCCAUCAAUUCACCCCAUCUCAUGCCUACUACCAGAACGCCGGCACCCUCGAGAGCCUUGCUGAGAAGGUGCACUCCUUCUAUCCCAGUGAUGCUUACGGCCCUAGUCGACGUAUGUCAGCCGGGGGAAUUGGAUCAAGUCAGUCCCACCAGAGAUUUCCCAGAAGUGGCUCUGAUCAGCAUCUUCCUCGUGUAGAAUAUUCAGAUUUCUCAUCACUUGGACGCCAUUCCCUGCUUCGGUCGAGCCUCAAAACAGGUACCCCUACGGGAGGAGGAACUCUUGGUAGGUAUGGACGGUAUGAACCACAAUCUCGCACACCUAAAUAUGGCGUUACGCCAUCUUCGACCCUGGCUCGAAGAUCACGACCAACGCUUGACUACUCCAGCGACACGGAGGCCACUAUUGGUCCUAGGCCUAGUUACUAUUACUACAACCGGCCUGCGAUACCCAGCCUUGCGACCUCUGGACGGGCCAGUGUGGCCGGUAUGGGUCCAGAUCUGGGCAAAUUUAAUUCCCUGCCACGGGAACGACCUAGUGCAUCUCGCCUAGGACUCAGGAGUAGAUUGGGUGACCGUUUGCUGGAUGAGAGCGAUGGAAAUUGGUCUGGACCCGAACUACCACCAAGGGAUCGUGUAGCCGUUCUUCUUCCAGAACUUCGUUCACGCCUGGUGGCCAGUCCAUCAAUCUUCACGUCAGAUGAAUACCGUGCAUGGCUGAGACGGGCACCCAGCAGUUCGGCCAUUAGUGAACAAAUGCGAGCCUCACGAGGUCUCUUAGGCCACGUGGGUCGUUUCUCAUGCAGUGCCGAGAAUAUUCACGAUGCACUCAAAAACACUGAGAGCAUCUAUAGCUCGAGAACUGGUGCACUGAGCUCCACAUUAGACCGGCACUUGGGUGGACCUAGGGGAGCUCUAGCUGGGGUACCCGUGAGGUCACUCUCGUCGCAGCACUUGGGAACUCAGUCAAUCCGAUCCCCAAGUAUGCGAAGGAUGAGGCAACUGUUGGAACUUAGCAGUGGACCAGGAAGUCCGGCAGGGAGUAGCAUCAGUGGUCAUCAGAGUCCAGCUCCUACGCCCAGUGCUACACUGCCGAGGCCUCAGCGCCAGAUCGAUAUCAAUCCGGCGGAAUUUGUGAAGUACAAGCUGGAGAAGCCAGUUGUGGACGUUAGUGGAAUAUCAGGAAUGCUGUGGAUUCAUUUGCUGGCCGGUAGGGGACUAAGGGCUACUCCAGAGGGUACCCAAACACCCCAACCGGCUGUUCGGGAUCUCUACUGUGUACUUGAGUGUGAUCGGGUUCACAAGGCUCGGACUGUGGUAAGGUCUGGGGAUUUGCAGUUUGACUGGGAUGAGUCCUUCGAGUUGGAUCUAGUUUGCAAUCGCCAAUUGGAUGUCUUGGUGUAUUCCUGGGAUCCUCAGCAUCGGCAUAAGCUCUGCUAUCGUGGUGCUGUGUCCCUGGCCACGAUCCUACGGCAGUCACCUCUGCAUCAAUUGGCCCUGAAGGUUGAGCCACGGGGAACGAUUUACCUGCGGGUCCGGCAUACAGACCCUUCCACUCUCUAUCGACGCCGGGGACUGCCUAGUCUCAGGGCUGGGUAUCCUCAGCUGUUUGGAGCCGAUCUGGAGACUGUUGUGACACGUGAGGCGAAAGGGGCGCCCGGCAGUGCGCCUGUUCCUAUCGUCCUGCGACGCUGUGUGGAGGAAGUGGAGCGGCGGGGACUUGACAUUAUUGGUCUCUACCGCCUGUGUGGUUCAGCCACGAAGAAAAGGCUUUUGAGGGAGGCAUUUGAGAGAAAUAGCCGAGCAGUUGAAUUGAGUCCGGAUCAUGUUCCUGAUAUUAAUGUAAUUACUGGGGUGCUAAAGGACUAUCUCAGGGAACUUCCAGAGCCUCUAUUUACUAGAUGUCUUUUCCAAAUGACCUUAGAUGCUUUAGCUGUUUGCUUACCAGACGAUCCUGAAGGCAACGCAAAACUCAUGUUAAGUAUCUUAGACUGUCUCCCACGGGCAAAUCGGGCCACCCUUGUGUUCCUCCUUGAUCAUCUCUCACUGGUUGUGUCUGCGUCUGAUCGCAAUAAAAUGUCAGCCCAGGCUCUGGCAACAGUCAUGGGUCCACCACUGAUGCUGCACUCCUCAGGAACAUCCGGCGAGAAUGUAGAUCAUGCACAACCUAUUGCUGUACUGAAGUAUCUCCUGCAAAUCUGGCCACAGCCACAAUCCGCAGCAGCUUCAGAUACUGUUGUCUCUGCAUUCGCACCUACACAACACUACACAACAGGUCGACGCAGCGAGCCACUCGGGCAGCGUGGAAACAGAGCCAGUGCAUUGCCAGCGGCCAAACCACCGGUAUCGUCCAGCCUCCAUAUCUCACCCUCGGCGGUGGGCAGCCAAUCUCAAGGCCCUCUUCCGCUCUCAGCCACUCUCAGCAAUCGUGCGUCUCCAUCAGCAGCGGGUCUAUUAGCUCAAUCGCCUCAAGCCUCGCCGCUAGCUGCCCAACAGCGCCCUCCAUCGGUGGCCUCAGCGGUCUCGGGGGUGCGCGUCCAGUCGCCACCCGCCACACCCUCCCCCGGCAGUAGUUCCGCUUCGUCAACUGGCUCGGAGUCGGGCACAGACACGGUGAAGAGAGGUGCCUCGCCGGCAAUGAGUCUGUCUUCUGUGGCAUCUGCAUCGACAGUACGCCUGCGGGAGUCGGGUAGUUCGCAUUCGGUGAAGCAACCGCUGGAUGGAAAUGGGCGACCACAGAAGAAUGGAACCACUGACAUCAAUACAUCCACCGCAGAGCAACAAUUGACAUCUCGCAGUGGUUUCCACUCCACCGAUACAUCAUCACUCACCAAUUAUUUGUCCAAAAUGUCAUCGGGAUCAUCGUACAUGGGUCAGCAGAUGCGAUCGAACCUGCCAACAACGUCCUCGGACAGCAGUAGUAGUACCUUCAUGCUAAGAAAUCAACUGAUGUCUACCCUUGGUUACCAAUUCUCCUCAGCCAGUCUGAGUAGUAGAUUGUCAGAAACGACAACGUCAGUAAGUGCCCUGGCAUCUGAGUACCUCAGGAAGACCCAGAUGGACAGCUCAACAAGCCGAGCUGUGUCCUCAGUUACGGGUUCUCCCUUGACAACCAGGAGUACCUUCCAACAACCGUCAGAUCCAGUAUCCUCCGUAUCCUCCGUUGCAGGACGAUCAAGUCAUUCGCCGACCUUUGCUAUUAGCACUAGUGCUAACGGUGACACCGCGACAUCCCAUACUGAAUCAGUCACGAGCAGUUCAAGUGCCCUGCUGUACGGCACGUUGCCCAAAAAUGGUAGCCCGUACUCGGUCAGGGCUACAACAAAUGGUGGUUCAACGUCCCCCUACAGCAGUACCACGAACAAUAUUGAUCUCUUUGGCACGAGUAGCAGUGGAAAUGGCUUCACAUACGGCACCUAUAGGGUACAGUAUUCCUCGACAAAUCCCUUCCUGCCCACCUACAAUCCCGCCCAGUGCGAAACCACGCACUCAGCCAUCCCAACGAUCACCAUUACGUCGAAAGACAGUGCUGCUGGAGCCAUUUCCACAACGGCCUCCUCCAAGAUUGACACUGAAUAGAGGUAACACAACCCCAUAUCCCUACCCUUUCACCCUCAAAACGGCUUAAAGCCUAUCAAGUAACACUCGACCGGUUGUACGUCUCACCACGAGAGGAAAAAUCGCUUCGAGAUAAAACAAUGAAAGACUUAAAAGUGAAUUUUCGCAUGAUUCAGUUGAUUAUCUCGACAAUAAACAGCAUUACAAUAACAUGUAAAAUUCCAAUAAACUUACCUUUUAAGAAUUUAUAUUAAUAUUUAAUAAAAAAAAGAAAAAAAACGCUACAAGGUUUAAACAACUUUAGGUAGACUAGUCACUUUUCUGGUGAAAGGAAAAAAACGCUUUUUGAUGGUACAUUUUUAGAAAAUAAAAACAAAAAGAAAA
Molecule: messenger RNA, 5659 nt
Organism: Phlebotomus papatasi
Lineage: Eukaryota; Metazoa; Arthropoda; Insecta; Diptera; Psychodidae
Gene: RhoGAP100F
Product: rho GTPase-activating protein 100F
Exons: 18
Coding region: 686-5296 (1536 amino acids)
Biological process (GO): signal transduction
Molecular function (GO): protein binding
Source: RefSeq, a predicted model, not a curated record